Molecule: messenger RNA, 970 nt
Organism: Hevea brasiliensis (rubber tree)
Lineage: Eukaryota; Viridiplantae; Streptophyta; Magnoliopsida; Malpighiales; Euphorbiaceae
Product: methylesterase 17
Exons: 4
Coding region: 119-901 (260 amino acids)
Biological process (GO): salicylic acid metabolic process; jasmonic acid metabolic process
Molecular function (GO): methyl salicylate esterase activity; methyl jasmonate esterase activity; methyl indole-3-acetate esterase activity
Source: RefSeq, a predicted model, not a curated record
UAAAAUUUGAAGCUUCUACAAAGUGGGGGAUCAUGACUCAGAAGAAGAGAACGACAAGAAAAUAUAGUGUGAAGAUUAAUCUGCAAGAAGAAAGAGUUAGUGAAAUUUGAGGUAGAAAAUGGCGGAGAAACGUUCACUUCCACAUUUUGUUUUGAUUCAUGGAGCAGGUCACGGAGCUUGGUGCUGGUACAAGAUCAGGUGCCUCCUGGAAACCUCCGGUUACAAGGUAACAUGUCUCGACCUCAAAGGUUCUGGUAUCGAUCUCUGCGAUCCCAACACAAUCCUCACCUUCCAUGAAUAUAACAAGCCUCUUCUCGACUUCUUGUCCAAUUUGCCAGAGAAUCACAAGGUUAUCUUGGUGGGGCAUAGUGCAGGAGGUUUAAGCUUGACGGACGCUAUACAUAGAUUCGGCAAGAAAAUUCAGAUGGCCAUUUACAUUUCAGCCAACAUGUUGAAGUAUGGCUUCUGUACACCUCAAGAUGAUGAAGAUGGAGAGCCUCAUCCAUCUGAAUAUGGGGAAAUAAAUGUCUUUGAAUAUGGCAUGGGAAUUGAUCAGCCUCCAACCUCUGUUAUCAUAAAGGAGGAGUUCCAGUGUGAAAUUUUGUAUCAAAUGAGCCCCAAGGAGGACUUGACAUUAGCAUCCAGUCUUCUUCGACCAGCACCAUGUAGGGCAUUCAGAAGUGCUCAAUUCGUCGGAGGAGAGGAUGCAGAUUCGGUGCCUCGAGUAUACAUCAAGACACUGCAUGAUCGAGUAUUGAAACUGUCGCAGCAAGAAGCCAUGAUUAGGAGAUGGCAACCUUCUCUUGUUUUUGCUUUAGAAAGUGAUCAUUGCCCAAUUUUCUCCACCCCAUCUCAGCUCUUCUCUUGUCUAAUCAAUGCUGUUGCUUCCAUUAAGUUUUAACUAGCGAAGCACAGUUAUUUAUAUAUUUUUUAAUUUUAAUAUAUAAAAAUAAUAUAAUAUCUUAUAAUA